GUUUACAUUAACAAAGCGCGGGGUGAGCGCAGUGAAAACCAACAUGUCAACACUCCAAAUAAAUAGCAGCAUGCUGCAAAAACUCACCCACGAGUCGACAGAAAUACGUCUAAGGACAUUGGAUCAAAUUGUCAAUAAAUUGGAACGAGCCUUGGAGCUGAAUGAAAAAGUUGAAUUUAAGCCUGUCGAAUUGUGCAAGCAAUUAAUUCGGUGGUUCGGUUUCUCGCCCAUAAGGGUACCUAUGAAGGUCUUGAAUCUGCUCAAAGGUUUGCUCCUUUCGGACAAUUACGGAGAGAAGGUUAUCAAACGAUUAGGAGUCGAACGUUUGAGGAAGGAGUUGCGUAGAGUGAAGAUAUUGUUGGAACAUGAAAGUCAGGAGAUAAGUGUGGUAAGGGAAAUUAUAGAUGUGCUUAAAAAACAUGAGAUAAGCUCUGCUAUUGAACAAAAAGAAGGUAACAACACCAUUGAUGAGCUAAUGGCAGCUACAGAACGCCUGAGCUUGAAAAGCGAACCUGACACGCCAGAAGAUUACAAACUUGAACACUAUGAGGUACCCUGGAGUACUCCCAGCAGCAGUGACUAUACAUCCAUGAAGUUUUUGGCAGAUAUUAUAAAAAAUCCUUCAUCCAAACCGGUCGAAUUGCUGCAUGCAAUGCAACAUUUGCAAAUCACCAUGAAAGACUAUCCGGCCGAGUAUAUGUUACAAGCUCCAAAUAUUUUUCGAAAUCUUCUAAAAUUGUUCGAGGCUCAGCACACUCAGGAUUAUGACCAAUGUUCAAUUGAUAUGACCGCAUUGGUUUUGUGCGAAUUUUUGAAAUGUCUAGAGACUCGCUUGGAGUUUAGAAAGAAGUCUUGCAACUAUCCACCCACAAGCACCACAAAUGACAAUGAAUUGCCUAAACCUUGCCAGCUCAGGGUAGAAAAAGCUCUAAAUGAUUUAUUUGGCCUUUGCAUAUCCUACUUUGAUAUAAAAUCGGAGCAUGGUAUUGCCUCACCAAUAGUGUGGGAAAUGGUUUUUAAAACGUUGCUUUUACAUGGAAUUCUCAAAAGACAAAUUCAUGAUGUGCAUUUGCAAAUGUUGGCAAGGGUUGUGUCUCAUCUACAACUAAGGUAUUCAGAAACGGACCAGUGCACUCGUCUGCGAAUAUAUCAAAUGCAGCUAAUAUUCCUAUUGCAGGACAUAGCUGAGAUGAAUGGCUGUUACAAGCCUCUGUAUUCAGUGGCCGUGUUUGAACCUAUUUUACGCGAUUAUCCAUUGAAGUGUUUGUAUCCGGAACGUCACCAUAGACUGGAAAAUACCUUAUUUCGAAAUGACAGUAGCUUGAAGGAGAAAUACAAACCCCUGAAUAAGUUCGAGCACUCAUUUCGCGAAGCCAUACAAAUGAUAAGUGGAUCUCCCGUCUGUGGUGUGGAACUCAUAAAACAAAGUUCUGAAAUACCGUUGGUCCUAGAAAGGCUUCAAAGUAGGCAGAUGAUGGAUGCCUUAUUCAAAGCUCUACAAGAUUCUACACCCUUGUAUGUGUCUAAUGCUGAACUAAAGGAGGAAGCCAUAGAUUUUCUGAUUAAAUUGCUUAACAUAGAAUGUAUGCCAUUGCAAAUGUACAUGUAUGAACAAGUAAUUAGUGCCUUUAAGCGUCACAUAGGUUGUCUAAUGAAUGGCGAAAGUUACAUGGCUGUAUGUUCAAAUGCGUGCCUUUUGGCGAACGCUAUCAUAGGUGUACCUUUUAACACCAAGUUAUUGCUUCAUAUUCUGAACAAGGGUUUCGAAAGUCCCGAGCAGAGGAUAAAGAGUUGUUGCUUUAAAAUUUUAGAGCUAUUGCUGCAGUCGGAGACUUUAUUUGGUAGCGAAUGGAGUCAAUUUUUACCCAAGUUAAUUCCCUUAUUGCCUCUUCUCAGCUGUUGCACUGAUUCAAAAAGAAUAAUGGAACUGCUAUUGAAGCUCUACGAUCCCGACAACAGGCACUUGCCAUAUGUUAAUGUAUUGCAAGGAAAUGUUUGUUUCCUCUUGCAUGCCAAUGCAGAUAGGCGAUCGGAAGCUCUUACAAGACUUUUGUAUACACUGAACUCUUUGAAUUGCUCCGACAAAUAUAUGCCCAAACUUAUGCAGAUAAGUGACACUUUGCCCAAUGAUAUCUGCUUGCUGACCGCACCCAGAGAAUAUCGGCAUGUUUUUAACGAUAUAGCACCUAUGAGAAGUGAUGCCAUUGUCACACUGAACAGCCUCUUUCAAUUGCUGGAUUCGCCCGAUGUGGAGCCCUUAAUACGCAAGACUACGCUUAUGCAAAUAAAUGUGUUGUGUUCCAACUGGCACGUUACAGGCGAACUUUGCAGUGCUGGUGCCUCCUAUCUGAUACUGCAAGCGAUGGAAAAUUCUCUUCAAAACAAUUGCUUUGUUGACUAUCCAGACACUUGCAUACCGGCCAUAAGUAUUCUAAACAAGAUCCUUUUAUACGAUACCUCAUUACGCUGUGAACUGUCGGAAACGCCAAAUAUUUACGUUCUGCUUCUUCGAGCUCUAAUGAUGUUCCAUAAUGACAUUCAAGUGAGGCAGGAUGCCACAAUGUGUUUAUUCCAGCUGAUAUUCGCUCACCAUUUAGUGGUCACCGAGAAGAGCGUGGAAGGUCCUUUGGUAUUGGGCAAUAUUCAUAUGCCUUUGGAUGUAAGUUUGCGCUCAGCUUUCGCAUGUAACAACCAGGACGAGGCCGAGUUACGGAUCAUAUGCUCCAUAUUCGGCUCUGCCUCUAAAGAAAUCCAGUACUGGCGUUUUGUCAUAGCUGAAGCUUCCUGCAACGGCCUUCACAGCAUUAACCAAAAGUCUGCGGGGAAACAAUCUCAGCUGGAUAUCAGGGAAGAUCUUAAGUUAACAAGUCAAGACAUCAGGUUAAUACGAGCUACACAGCCUGGUGUUUCCUUGCAACGCUUGGCCAGGGCUACAUCAAACGCAACUGACCAUAGGUCUUUAAUGCAUGCAUGUUCCAUGCUGAAUCAACAGCUUCUUUUACCCAGGCUCCAGCACACAUUUACAGUGGACACAGACUCGAUGGAAAUGUUAAGUAACAUGCUUAAUAAAUAUCUACAAUUGCAGCCAAGUAACAACAAUGAUUUGGAGCUAUAUGGAUAUUUGGUUGGCGUUCUCAUGAAUUGCCUAAGAAUUCCCUUGAUCCAUGUGGCUUCGGAAUUCAUAAAAAUGCUGCACAAAGAUGUGCGGCAUGCUUUCAUUACACUGAUUACAACCCAACAAGAGGAUAUUCCUUUGAAUAUUUAUUGUCAAAUAGCCCGAAUAAUGCAAUAUCUGGUUGAGCAUUGCCGGGAAGCUUUCGAACACAUUUUAACCGCAUCGGAAAGAAGUAACUUCUUUAGCAAACUUUUCGAUUUGCUUAUGGAGCGUUGUCUUCAGCUUUUUGAAGCACGGGAUUUGCAAAGAGUCCGUUGUUUGCUAUCUCUACUGCUAGCCCUAUCUUCGUGCCACUUGGACAUGUCCGACAAGAUUCUUUUCUAUUACUGUCGGCGAUUUUUACAACUCUCCUUGGGUUUGAAAUCCUUUACACAAACUGGCUCACAAUGGCACUAUGCCUGUUUGAAAUCCAUCCUACAAUUAAGCCGCCAAAUGGAAGCUCCGCAACACAGUUUUCGUUUAACAGCAGGUGUAGUAAAGUACAUAAGUGGACUCUGCGCACACAUAAAUGGUCAAGUAAGGGGUUUAGCGUGGAGUAUAUUGUAUGUUAUUUCGGAGACAGUUGCACUGCCACCCGAAGAUGGAAAAGAAGCAAAGAGUUCAGAUUGCUCAGGACCGCAAUUAUUAUUGAAUGAAUUAUCCUUCCUACCUGGAGGUUUUAUGGCCUGUUGUAUCAGCUCCGCUAUGGAUAACAACGAGAUAGUUCAGGUCCGGCAAUUGGCUGGUCAAUUGUUUGCCAAUUUAAUACAACGCGGCCAAGAAAACACUGAAACCCUUGAGCAAUUGUUGGAACAAUAUGGCUUUUUAAAUGCUGCCGGUGAAGCUGUUAAUAAAGAUGUUUGUGUCUUAAGCGAUGAAUUGCCCCAAGGACUAGAUGCUUCUAAUACCAAUAUUACCACCUGCGAUCUAUUAACCUCUUACACUCGCAUAUGCAUUGAGAUGUCCUUGAGGUCGCCCAUGUUUCUUGAAGAAAUUUGCACCCGUCCAUUUAUGUUUAAAUUGUACGAAAUAUUCAAACAUCCCAUAGCAUCCAUGACCAACAACUCUACCGGCUACAUUGAUAUGAUUGCCAUGAUUUGUCGCCUCUAUGCCAUAUGCAACACCAAUAAUUUUAUAUUUCUACAGCGUACGAUUUGCCGUGAUCCCGUGUGGUUAAAUAGCUUUUGUAAAAUUAUGUUUUCAAUAGAAUACUCCAGCAUUGAACCAUUUAAAAUUGUCGAUAUUAUGCAGCUGCUUAUGGUUUUAAUUAAAGAUCCCACCGCCUUAGAGCACCUCACCACCCAAAUGUUGGAGUACAGUUCUGAUAUCGUAAGGCUGUACCAAUACACAAUUGCCAUUGUUCGUCUUGGAACUAUGCUGCAACGCUGUAUGCUAUCAUUUCUGAGUUUGCUUUGCAUAAAAGCCCAGCCAGAAAUAGGAGGAGAACUUAGUUGUAAUAUCCUAUUGCUUAUUAAUGGCUCUAACAUCGAUAAUGAUAAUUGCACGGAGGCCUACGCCGAAGUUAUACGGGAAGACAAGGAGAAUCAAAAUGGAAAUAUCAAAAAGAAAGUCAACAAGUCUAAUGAAAAAGCAAAAACAACUACCACUUCAAGCAUAUCGGAGCAUAUAUGUAUUCUAUUAAUACGCCUAUUCACACACCUUUAUCCCUUGAAGGUUUGUAAAUUCACUACGUUGCCAAGUGAAAAUCAACAGCAGGUUGUGGAAACGCUCUCGUUAAUAUUAAAAGUUUCACCAAAUGCCCAAGAAACUGCUCGCAACCUCAAAUUAAACGAACAAGUGGUGAAUAUUUUCAAAACAUUUUUCGAAGAGUUUGCAACAACCUCUUGUACAACAUAUGUAAAACGGUAUGGAGAACACAAGAAAUCCGCGGUUGUCAAGAAUAUGCAACUUUUGUUUAAUUUCCUACUGAAUUGGCACUCUUCACCGACAAUGGUCAUAACCGACGAUAAUUUGGCCAUAGAAUACAGUAAACUGAUUAUACAAAUAUGGCCUUGGAUGGCACAUUCCGGAGAACUGAAAUUAGCUGUUCUGCAAGCCACAGCAUUUUUCUGCGAACGAUCGCUGGUAGUGUGUAAACGUUUCUCUACCAUAAACAACAGCUCCUUUGCUCAUUCCGUCCUACAGUUGACCACCAAGCUUAUGAUGGCAGAUACAUUAAAGAUCAAAACAUCCAGCACGGACAGUUAUGCGGUUAUUUCAGCUGGUCUGAGAGUUUUAAUAAAUUGCUGCAGUUCGGUGGAAGGCCGAAAUGCCUUAAACAAAGCUCAUGUUACGGAUAUUUUCGACAGUCUGUAUCCGUUCAACAACAAAGCAGCACGUCUCAAGUCGGACAUUGUAAUUGCUUGGUUAACAUUCUGGGAAACGCUGUCGCGCUAUGAAGAAGGUGCUCAAGUGCAUCAUUUGAAUUCGUUGUGUGCCGUGAUUAACCGUUGCAAGGGAGAAACGCGUAUCUUGUGCCUUCGAAUUUUACGAAAUGUGACUUUCCUCAAUAGCAAUCGUUCGAUCCUAUUAACUUCAACUGAUUUUAUCUACACUGCAAACGAGAUAGUUUCACAAACUUUAUCCGCCAAGUCUUCUGUUGAGGAACAACUAGCCAUAUGUGUUGCUCUAUGGAAACUCAUAUGUGGCGGUGCUAAAUUUGUGGCCAUGAUCCGAGGAACGAAAUUAGCAAAGCAGCUACGACUACUACGAGAUGCACUAACAAGUCUCAUGGAAGAGAGCAAUGCAAAAAUCAAGUUUGGUAAAGAUUUGCUAAAGGUCUUGGACAUUAUUUUUAAAAUAUUUCAAAAUUAAAUACGAAUUAAUUUUUAACAGAAUUUUAAUGUACAAAUUUUACCGCAUUUUUACAUAUAUGAUGAUAAUAUAUAUUGUUAGUUAUUAAAAUAUUUAUUGAAAUUAAAGGACAUUUUUAUACGAAAA
This is a messenger RNA of Stomoxys calcitrans (stable fly), 6094 nucleotides long. It is a transcript of the gene ana3, whose product is annotated as protein rotatin homolog. Gene Ontology annotation, cellular component: centriole; ciliary basal body; centrosome. The record is from RefSeq and is a predicted model, not a curated record. Gene Ontology annotation, biological process: centriole replication; ciliary basal body organization; centriole-centriole cohesion. The transcript has 3 exons. Lineage: Eukaryota; Metazoa; Arthropoda; Insecta; Diptera; Muscidae. The coding region runs from base 44 to 5968 and encodes 1974 amino acids.